Penicillium mononematosum is the source of this 717-nucleotide messenger RNA. RefSeq names its product glycoside hydrolase family 12 protein. Lineage: Eukaryota; Fungi; Ascomycota; Eurotiomycetes; Eurotiales; Aspergillaceae. The record is from RefSeq and is a predicted model, not a curated record. The coding region runs from base 1 to 717 and encodes 238 amino acids. Gene Ontology annotation, biological process: polysaccharide catabolic process. Gene Ontology annotation, molecular function: cellulase activity. The transcript has 3 exons.
AUGAAGACAACUUCUUUGGUCAUUGCGCUGGCUACGGCUGCAUUCGCUCAGGAAAAGACACUGUGUGAACAAUACAGUACCCAUUCAAGCGGCGCCUACAGUGUCAGCAACAAUCUUUGGGGGAAGGAUUCUGGAAGUGGCUCUCAGUGCGCUUCCGUCAAAUCCGUCUCGGAUUCGGGCGUCUCAUGGUCCACCACUUGGAACUGGUCCGGUGGUGAGAACAAUGUGAAGAGCUACCCUAACUCGGGCUUGGUUGGCCUGAAGAAGCAGCCCGUCAGCGACAUUAGCAGCAUCCCCAGUUCUGUGAAGUGGAACUAUGACAACACCGACAUCCGCGCCGAUGUCGCGUAUGACCUUUUCACCGCAGCGGAUAUCAACCACGAUACUUGGAGUGGUGACUAUGAACUCAUGAUUUGGCUGGCUAGAUACGGCGCAGUUCAACCCAUCGGUUCCCAGACUGCGACGGUUACGGUUGGGGGCACCAAAUGGGAGCUUUGGAGUGGCGCCAAUGGCUCGCAGAAGACGUACAGCUUUGUCGCUUCAAACCCUAUUACAUCUUGGAGCGGGGACAUCAAGGAGUUUUUCGAUUACCUGACUGAGAAGGAAGGAUUCCCAGCCAAAACCCAAAACCUCAUCACUGUGCAAUUUGGGACAGAGCCAUUCACUGGCGCGAAGUCUACCUUCACGGUGUCAAACUGGUCCGCUAAGGUGGAAUAA